Molecule: messenger RNA, 843 nt
Organism: Microsporum canis CBS 113480
Lineage: Eukaryota; Fungi; Ascomycota; Eurotiomycetes; Onygenales; Arthrodermataceae
Product: RevA
Exons: 2
Coding region: 1-843 (280 amino acids)
Cellular component (GO): zeta DNA polymerase complex
Source: RefSeq, a predicted model, not a curated record
AUGAAUGGAUCUGGUCACGUGAUUGCUCUAUUCAAAACAUCCCAAAAACACGAAGACGAAGACGAAGAAGAAGACGAAGAACAAAGAGAGGAAGAAGUGAGACGGAGAAACGCUGCCAUGGCAGAGACAGGUAGCCGCCCAGAGACUUACGCCGCCCUGGCCGCUUCUCUCUCCUCGUUUCUCGCCGUCAGCAUACACCAGAUACUCUUCCUGCGCUCUAUAUACCCCCAGCCCACCUUCUUGUCAGUCAGACAGUUCAACCAGCCAGUUCGCCAGUCAAGGCAUCCCAAGGUCUGUAGCUGGGUUAACGAUGCCUGUGCCGCUGUCGAGACACAGCUGCUCAAAUCGACCGUUGCCUCGGUAGCAGUUGUCAUCCUGUCGGUCUCAUCAAACAGGCCCAUGGAGAAGUACACCUUUGACCUGUCUCAGAUCCCCAAAGUGGCGCGCGGAGACAUACAUACUCCCUUCGAGAGCUCCAGGAAGAAACAGCAGCAGGGAGAUGCAGGUGUCAUACCGCAGGUUGAUCUGGAGGCGCAGUUCCGUGCCGUCCUUCAUCGACUGUCCUCUGCCUGCGCGAGGCUAGCUCCCUUACCGCCAGACGAGGAGUAUCUGCCUACCCUACACAUCGUCCUACGGCCGGACGCUGAGGCGCCAGCUGGCAUGGACAAGGACGACCAGCAAUGGAUAGCUGCUGAGCCGGAGUCUGGGCAUACCGGUGAUCGAUCGAAAGCAUCCCGUGCAAAGACGGUACCUGUCCGCACCGUUGAUGCGGGAGAGAUGAAGCUCGAGGUCUGGAUUGAAGAAGCUAGUACCAAGUUCGACCUUACCAGCAGUGCCCAUUAG